Messenger RNA from Nerophis lumbriciformis (worm pipefish), 615 nucleotides. The record is from RefSeq and is a predicted model, not a curated record. NCBI's taxonomy places the organism in Eukaryota, Metazoa, Chordata, Actinopteri, Syngnathiformes, Syngnathidae.
AUGGGAAACGUGUUUGGGGGAAAGACUCGACCCUCCCGCGUAACCGAACAAGACAAAGCCGUCUUGCAAUUGAAGCAACAGAGAGAUAAACUGAAGCAGUACCAAAAGAAGAUUACUCUGCAGCUGGACAAAGAGAGACUGCUGGCCAAGCAGCUGCUAAAAGAUGGAAAGAAAGAAAAGGCUCUGCUGCUCCUUAAGAAGAAGCGCUAUCAGGAUCAGUUGCUAGACAAGACUGAAAAUCAGAUCUCAAACCUUGAGCGCAUGGUGCAAGAUAUCGAGUUCAUGCAAAUUGAGAUGAAAGUCAUCGAGGGACUGAAAGCAGGCAAUGACUGUCUGAAAAAUAUGCACCAGAUCAUGUCAAUCGAAGAUGUAGAGCGCAUCCUUGAAGAGACCCAAGAAUCAAUUGAGUAUCAAAAGCAAAUAGAUGAAAUGCUGGCCGGCGCACUGACGCAGGAGGACGAGGAUGCUGUUUUGGCCGAGCUGGAAGCCAUUACUCAGGGAGAAGAUGUCGCGCUUCCAGAUGUUCCCACAGAAUUGCUACCAGACGUCCCGGAGACGGCCGACCAAGAAGUGGAUAGAAGACGGAAAACGAAGCGAGAGAUGUUAUCAGCAUAA